Messenger RNA from Drosophila simulans, 989 nucleotides. Its product is annotated as probable cell wall protein PGA61. NCBI's taxonomy places the organism in Eukaryota, Metazoa, Arthropoda, Insecta, Diptera, Drosophilidae. The transcript has 2 exons. The coding region runs from base 16 to 882 and encodes 288 amino acids. The record is from RefSeq and is a predicted model, not a curated record.
AAUGGGAGCCUUUCAAUGCUAAAUGUUCCCUCCACAAUGUCAAACUUAAAUUGUUCUAAAUUCUUGGUCGCACUUGUGUUGACCAGCAGCUAUGUCUUGGCAUCGGAAAAAUGCAUUUAUUGUCGGGAUAUAAAUUGCCAAAGGAGCAGCUAUAAUGCAGAGGAACAAUGCUCAGAGAAGUUGGAUGCCUGCGUGAGUGUUUUUAAGGCAGGCGUAAUUCAGGCCCAAGGAUGUCUGGAAAGUCUCGAAGAUGAUUGGCGAGAAAAAUGCGAGGAUAAAGAUGAAGGACAUGAAAUCGAUUGCGAGAUAUGUGUAACCGAAAGAUGCAACAACGUUGCAUCCAAAAGGGCUAGUUGUCUUCAGUGCAACAAUACAGAGGACGCACAGUGCGCUGAAUCUCCCGGGCUACUAAAGGCUGUACAAUGUCCUAUUGCUAGAUCUGGCAGAAGUUUUUGCUAUGCCAGUUUGAUUGGAGACGUUUUGAGAAGGGGAUGCUCCCUGACCCUUUCAGAUCAAGUCAAAUGCCUGGCUGAUCCGAAUUGCCACUUGUGCGAUCCUUUGGAACAACCACAUUGCAAUGAUCAAAUUGUAAGGGCAGAUGAUUCACCAACCACUCCGGAACCGACGGAAUCUACAAGUUCUUCAACGGAGUCCACGCCUAGUUCAACAAUGACAACUGAAUCAUCAUCAAGUUCUACAACCAGUACAUCUACAAGUUCUACAACAAACUCACCAGAAACUACACAAUCCACCACAGAACCUUCGACCACUGAAGAGGUUCCAACCACAACCGACAAACCCAAUUCGGCAUUCGGUUUGAACGCUUCCGUAUUGCUGAUCUUUGCUCAAUUGGCAGUUUGUUUUUACAACCCACUUAAAUAGGCAAAGUGGCGGCGCUUAGCCACAAUUCCCACGGACUUCUCCAAUCUAUGUACGACAUUAUUAAAGUAAUUUUUAUGAAGUGACCAUAAAUUAUUUUUGCGAUCAAA